UACCAACCAACCAACCAACCAGAAGUACCGUUUCUGAGUUAACCAGUUUCUGGCUCCCAGGUCCCAGAUUAAAGCCCAGCCCAGUGACCCCAAAUCUCCCGCUCUGUGGCUGCGGCCCGAUCGAGCAUGCUGUUGCUUCCGGUGUAAGCGUGAGCCCUGCCAAUGUCGCCGCACGGCACGGCCACAUCCGGGUCGGGCUCCUCGACCCAAGCCCUAGCCAAGUUUGGAUGCGCCAGAUGCCGACAGCAUCAUCUCAGAUGCGACAGAGUAACACCAACCUGCGGCAGAUGCCUCAGUGCAGACGAGCCAUGCCGACCACCGGGCCUCAAGAUUCGCGAGUCUAAUAAGUACCAGUUCAAGUUUGGCAAAAGACAGCGAUGGGUCAAAACGCCAAGGAGAUUGGUUUUCAUCGAUGAGUCGCAUGCUGCCACCAACGAUGCCUCGAGUCCAGAUAGCGAACCAGACGAGUCCGAGACAGUAUGGGACUCCUCACCCGUGGCUUCGGGAUCCUCGUCCCAGAAAAGUCCGCCUGUAUCAGCAGGCAUGACGCAGUAUCGACCCGCGUCGCCCCCAGAGCGCUUGCGACGGAUGAUGAUUUCUUCCGUCGUUAACCCCCCUGCCCCGAAUUGGCCGCUCACAGAUCCCGAAGAGGCCCGCCUCUUCCGUCACUUUGUCGAGAAGCUAGCCAUCUGGCUCGAUUUGUGUGAUCCGCAUCAUACCUUCGAGAUCAUGGUCCCUCAGAUGGCAAAAGACUUCCCUGUAUUGCUGAACGCCAUCUUCGCCCUCUCGGCACGCCACUUGGGACAAACGCUCAGCGACGGCAGUCUCAGGAAGAAAUACAACCGGCUGGCGGACACGCACAACGAGGCCUGCAUCAACAUCAUGAAGGGUCUCUUGAUGAGCAAGGAUUAUCAGUCCGUCUGGACCGAACACCUCUUUGCGGCAACCAUCAUCCUUCAGGUCAUGGAGGAAAUGAAUGCCGGGCUGAGAGACGAGGACGAUGACAACGGUGUCCACGGGCAUCAGGAGGCUAUCGGGAGGGGCCACUUGCCAGGGAUGUACAGGUUCGUUCGGGAGCGCUCUUUCGAGCCCGGAACCCUUGGCGCAGCGUCCUUCUGGGUUGGGCUGCGACAGGAAAUAUACAGCGCCGUGACAAAGAGGCAGCCAGUGUGCCUGAAUCUUGUCCAUCCUGGCCUCGUCAAUAGGUCUCUCGACCAGACGGAUGAUUACACUUGGGCUAACUUGGCUGUGAUGCACUGUGCCGACGUUGUCAACUUCUGCUUCGAUACCGACAAGCAUCGUCGACAGUCCUGGGACGAACUCGAGAGAUGGAAUCGUCGCUGGUUUGAAGAACAGCCGCCGUCAUACGACCCUGUCUUCAAGGGUUCACGGGGUUCAGCUGUUUUUCCAGAAAUCUGGUAUCAUCGGAGCUGUCAAGUGAUUGGCGUGCAGCACCACAGGCUUGCAAGACUCUUCUUGCUGGACCACCGUGUUAAAUCCGGCGCACUGGUACGAGCCGAGGAGAGAAACGAGGUUGAGGAAAGCAUCCGGGCAACGGUCCGGGAGAUUUGCGGCAUCGGGCGCGGUAAUAGUUUCACCCCGCCAGGCCUGUUCACAUCGUGCAUGGCGAUCGCGGCCUUUGGUCACUACUUCAACAAGGUUGAAGAGCAAGAUGCAAUGAUCUCGAUCCUGGAAGAAACGCAAAAAGACCAUGCCCGGCCAACCGAGAGCGUCAGACUCGACAUGCUCCAGGCUUGGGGGCGCAAUACUGGCUUGUCCGGGAGGCCGGCUAAGGCGCCGAACACCAAGCGCAUCGCCUGAUUGCACUCGCCAAAUAAUGUACACAUGUAUACAUCCGUAAUACAGCGACGGUUCAAUCUUUGGAUGUUCCUGGGGUUGAUAGCAGUUCGCAAGAUCUUGGCAGGAGGAUUCGAUCCCCCACGGUAUUCA
Molecule: messenger RNA, 1950 nt
Organism: Thermothelomyces thermophilus ATCC 42464
Lineage: Eukaryota; Fungi; Ascomycota; Sordariomycetes; Sordariales; Chaetomiaceae
Exons: 11
Coding region: 163-1821 (552 amino acids)
Biological process (GO): positive regulation of transcription by RNA polymerase II
Cellular component (GO): nucleus
Molecular function (GO): DNA-binding transcription factor activity, RNA polymerase II-specific; transcription cis-regulatory region binding; zinc ion binding
Source: RefSeq, a predicted model, not a curated record